UGCUUCCACUUCAUCUGAUCUGAUCUGAGCACUUGCAAGACAGUUUCUCCAGAUUUCUUCUGAAUUUACUUUUAUAUUUGCGACUCAAAAUGAGACUUGGAGUCCUGGCGUUUCUGGUUCUGGGCACCUGCUCGUUGAGAGCCUGGUGUUUGCCACUCAAAUCUGUGUUCGUGACGUUUCCUGGAGAUGUGAUCAAGAACAUGACCAACACACAGCUAGCGGAUGAGUAUCUGAAGCGUUACGGCUACAUCGAUGUCCUCCAGAGGAGCGGACUGCAGGCGGUCGUCUCCAAUACUAAAGCUCUGAAGAAGCUCCAGCGGCAGCUCGGUUUGGAGGAGACCGGCUUGCUUGACCAGCCCACCGUUGAUGCCAUGAAGCAGCCCCGCUGUGGCGUGCCGGACAUCCGCAACUACAAGACAUUCGACGGAGACCUGAAGUGGGAUCACACAGAUGUCACAUACAGGAUUUUGAACUAUUCGCCAGACAUGGAAGCCUCUUUGAUCGAUGAUGCUUUUGCCAGAGCUUUUAAAGUUUGGAGUGACGUCACCCCUCUGACGUUCACACGCCUCUUUGACGGCAUUGCUGACAUCAUGAUCUCUUUCGGGAAAGCAGAUCACGGUGAUCCCUACCCCUUUGAUGGAAAAGAUGGGCUGCUGGCUCACGCUUAUCCUCCAGGUGAAGGCACACAGGGAGACGCUCAUUUUGAUGACGAUGAAUACUGGACCCUUGGCUCUGGACCAGCCAUUCAAACCCGCUACGGUAAUGCUGAGGGUGCAAUGUGUCACUUCCCCUUCCUGUUUGAGGGAACAUCCUACUCCACCUGCACCACUGAGGGCCGCACAGAUGGCCUUCCCUGGUGCUCAACCACCGCAGACUAUGACAAGGACAAGAAGUUUGGCUUCUGUCCCAGUGAGCUUCUCUUCACAUUUGACGGGAACAGCAAUGAAGCACCAUGUGUUUUCCCCUUCAUUUUUGAUGGGAAGAAAUAUGAUUCAUGCACUACAGAAGGACGAAAUGACGGAUAUCGCUGGUGCUCCACUACAGCUAACUUUGACACUGAUAAGAAGUAUGGAUUCUGCCCUAACAGAGAUACGGCUGUGAUUGGUGGAAACUCAGAAGGAGAGCCAUGCCAUUUUCCAUUCACCUUCCUGGGAAACACAUACUCAUCCUGCACCAGUGAGGGCCGCAAUGAUGGAAAACUCUGGUGUGGAACUACCAGCAACUAUGAUACUGAUAAAAAAUGGGGAUUUUGCCCUGAUCGUGGAUACAGUCUGUUUCUGGUGGCUGCUCAUGAGUUUGGACAUGCUCUUGGUUUGGAUCACUCCAACAUUAAAGAUGCCCUGAUGUAUCCCAUGUACAAAUACGUGGAGGGUUUCCCCCUGCAUCGUGACGAUAUUGAUGGCAUUCAGUAUCUCUAUGGACCUAGAACUGGCCCUGAACCCACUGCUCCUCAACCACGGACCACCACUUCCUCUCCAGUUGUGCCAACGAAACCUUCUCCAAGUGACAAAACAACCACUGCUUCCACCACAACUCAGGUGGUCCCUUCAGACGAUGCCUGCCAAAUCAAGGAGUUUGACGCCAUCACUGAAAUCCAGAAGGAGCUUCACUUCUUCAAGGACGGGCGCUACUGGAAGAUCUCAGGCAAUGGUGAACGCAAAGGUCCUUUCAUGAUCUCUGCGAAGUGGCCUGCUCUCCCAGCUGUCAUCAACUCUGCCUUUGAGGACCACCUCACCAAAAAGAUCUACUUCUUCUCAGAGAGACAGUUCUGGGUUUACAGUGGAAAUGAUGUGCUUGGACCACGUAAAAUCGAGAAGCUCGGCCUACCAAGCGACUUGGACAAAGUGGAAGGAUCUAUGCAGAGAGGAAAAGGCAAGGUGCUCCUGUUUAAUGGAGAAAACUUCUGGAGACUUGAUGUAAAGGCUCAGCUGAUUGACAGAGGAUACCCUCGAUUCACUGAUGCAGCUUUCGGUGGAGUGCCCGUUGAUUCACAUGAUGUAUUCCUCUACAAGGGAUUCUUCUACUUCUGCCGGGAGAGCUUCUACUGGAGAAUGAAUGCCAAACGGCAGGUUGACCGAGUCGGUUAUGUGAAGUACGACCUCCUGAAAUGCAGUGACAUUCAUUCUCUAUAGACCUUCGACAUCCUAAUCUGAUGACAGAGCCCUUUUUUAACAGGGAAACCGUUUCUCUUCAGUGUAAAAUGUAGCGAGGAAGACACAGACAGAAUGUAUUAAAUUUCAAGUGUCUGUUAAAGGGAUUUUGACUUUAACUGUUAUAGGAAAAGAACAGUUUUAACACUGAAAUUAUCAUAGGCACAUGAGACGGGAUGUUAGGCAUAUUUGUCCGUCAGCUUUACCAUGGUCUUAUAAUUUAUUAUUUCAGCUUCCCACAUAACUGCUUUGGUCAUGAUGGGUUUCCUAAUGGCACAUUAUUGUAGAAAACGAGGCAAAGCCCGUUUGACUUUAGGAAUUAACUUUGUGCUUGUAAAUGUGUGAGUGGAGUCUCCGCAGGAAUGUUGUAGCCGAUUUGUUGUGAACAAAGCACCCGUAUUCUGCAUUGACCCCAUUCAGAUGUUUUUGAAUGCAAAGGUUUAUUUUUAGCCUUAGAGCUAAUGAUGGGGAUUGCAGAUUUUGCCAUAUUGUGAAAUCAUUUGCCUGGUGUAAAUGAUAUUAUUAAUAUUAUUAAUUUAAUGUUCAACCUUCCACUUAUUUAUAUUUUUAUGUUUGUUGCAGUGUUUGUUUACUUAAUAAAUUUGUAAACAAGAUCCUUUAA
Molecule: messenger RNA, 2772 nt
Organism: Danio rerio (zebrafish)
Lineage: Eukaryota; Metazoa; Chordata; Actinopteri; Cypriniformes; Danionidae
Gene: mmp9
Product: matrix metallopeptidase 9
Biological process (GO): proteolysis; animal gross anatomical part developmental process; regulation of multicellular organismal process
Cellular component (GO): extracellular matrix
Molecular function (GO): peptidase activity; zinc ion binding; metalloendopeptidase activity
Source: RefSeq, marked provisional